Colletotrichum navitas is the source of this 529-nucleotide messenger RNA. RefSeq lists its product as uncharacterized. NCBI's taxonomy places the organism in Eukaryota, Fungi, Ascomycota, Sordariomycetes, Glomerellales, Glomerellaceae. The coding region runs from base 96 to 431 and encodes 111 amino acids. The record is from RefSeq and is a predicted model, not a curated record. The transcript has a single exon.
CCGCUUCGCCAUCGCUUAGGAAGUACGGAUACAUCGGUAAUCAAACAAUCAGCCGAGAAAAUCAGCAGCUUGAGAAUUAGUAUACGCCUGGCUGGAUGGGUGCUGCCCCCGUCGUCCGUUUUCUCCAAAAUGAGGCUCUGCUUGGUUUUCCAAACUCUGGGCGAACGGUUAGGACAAAGAUGCGGGUUUCGUCGUUGAAACUUGCAAGCGUGUCUCUAGGGAGUAAAUUUGGGUUGGGCAAGCUGCACUUGCCCGUUCCAUGGGAAGUGGCAGAGCUGACUUGCUUGGCCCGACUGCUUCCGCCACCACCUUCCCAAACGGCGUUUCCCCCGUGUCCCCGUCGGUUAGCAAAGUGGCCCCCUGGUUUCCUGGUUGAUGUUGGUUGGUUUCUUCCAGUUGGACCAACCAGCCAAUUCUCUUUACCUGCAUGAGAUCCCAGCCCACUUCUCUUGUAAGCAAUGCGCGUAAACCAGCCUCACCUGGGGUGCUUUGGGUCCAGUAUUAAUAUGUCGACGCAAGACACCACGAU